Messenger RNA from Prorocentrum cordatum, 1401 nucleotides. Lineage: Eukaryota; Dinophyceae; Prorocentrales; Prorocentraceae. The record is from the annotation of a GenBank genome assembly.
CCUACGAGCUGCACUGGCACGAGAAGGAGCAGGCACGGCUCGCCGCGGGCUCCGGCGCCGGCGCGGGCGCCGCGCGGGCCUCGGCGGCGGCGGGGCGAGGCGCGGACGAGCUGGACGGGGAGGCGAUGGAGUGCGACAUCGACGGGUUCCCUCUGGACGAGACGGAACUCGACGGCCUGCGCCUGGAGUUCGACGACUGGGCCGACGUGCUGCAGAUGCACGCGGCCGCCGCUGCGGGCCACCAAGGCGGGGGCCUGGGCGGCGGCGCGACGAUGGUCUACGCCGAGGCGGCGUCCCGGCAGCAGGGCUCUCCGGACGGCGGCCCUGCCGCGGGCGACGAGGCGGGUGGCGGGCUGCCUGCGGCGGGCGGCGCCCAGGCUGCCGCCGCCACGCAGGCGGCCGGGGCCCCGCCGGAGGCGGCGACGCGGCCGCCGGGGGGCGAGGACGAGGAGGAGCUCCUCGACGUCCCGCAGCCGGCCGGGCCCGCCAGGACGGGACAGCCCACGCCCGCGGCGGAGCAGGCGGGAGAGCGCGGAGGCGGAGGCGGGCGCGGCGGGCCUGAAGGCGCCGCGGCGGGCGGGGCGAGCGGCCUCGCCACGGCCGAGACGGCGGGCAAGAUGUCCCGGCAGGACGUCGAGCUCGAGGUCAUGGAGCUGCGAGCAAGCCUCGUCAUGCAAGGCCUGCAUCAAGACGCCAUUGAGGACAUCUGCGAGGAGAAGCGCCAGAGGCUCGUGGACGAGAUCGAGGGGACGAUGGCCAGCCCCCCACCGCUGAGGUCGGAGUCCAGGGGCAGCGGCGCGUCUUCGGACAACCGGCAGGAGGACGACGAUCGCGCAAAAGAGACCAAGCCUGCAACGCCGAAGCAGUCGGCGAAAGAGCCCGACAAGGGAAAGGAUCGAGACAAAGAGAAGAAGCCAAAGGAGGAGAAGGCGAAGGACAGAGAGGCCGACCGGGAGAAGGAGAGGCCGAAAGACAAGGAGGGGAAGCCGAAGAAGGAGAAGGAGAAGCACCGGGAGAAGCACAAGAAGGAGGAGAAGGCACGGCAGCAGAGCCGCAGCUGCAGCGCCGGCAGGCUCGCGGCCGCCGCGGCGGCCGCGUCCCUGAAGGACAAGGGGCGCAAAAGUAAAGCAGCAAACGACGACCGCGACAAGGGCAAGGCCCGAAGCAGAAGUAGAAGUAGAAGCAAAGGCAAGGACAAGGAGCGCAGCAAGAAGGAGAAGCACAAGGCCAAGGAUCCGAGCCGCAGCCGCAGUCGCUCCCGUGAGCAGCGCGGCAAGAAGAGCCGUAGAUGACGGCCCUACUUGCUCGGGUGGACGGUAGCGGAGGGGGCAUCCAUCCUGAUCUGCGUUCCGACGCGAAUCCUGCCCUGGCGACGAGACUCCCCUUCCCGGAGGCACCCCC